CAUCCCCGUCCCUCCCUCGCCCCCUUAUUAUUAUUAUUUUGCAGGCGACGCGGUACUCAUUCAUUCGACUCGCAUUUGGAAAUCCGAUCGUCGACCGUGCUUGGUGCAGGCAAGCAUCCAGCGUUCGGUGAGCGCACUUUCCUGCAUCGCAGCUCCUGCAGGUUGCGGAUACCCCCCUCCUCGAUAUCGUCGUAGUUCCACUGAUCAGGAGGGGUUUGCUGUUGCAGGAUGGAGGUUUAGGGGGAGGUUCGCGCUGUAGGGGAAGUCGACUCGCUGUGUCCCCACUGCCUCAAAGGGAAGGUUCUUGGUUACAAUCGAGAGAUGGUCAGGGGAGUAAUUCGGCUGUAAUGCAUGCCAGGGUGUUGCGACGAGAGGUGGUUGCGGCGUUAGUGCUCAUUUGAAGGAGUUGUGAUGGAUGUGUUUAGAGACGGUGUGUGUCUGGUCUUUGGAGGGAUGUUUGCCACGCGAGAUCGAGCAAUCAGAAAGCGCAAGCGAGGAGAAAGACUUUUCUCCUUUCACAAUUUUGCAGACCCUGGGUUUCCUGCCGAUUAUGAUGGGCCAUUUCGUGACAACGUGCGGACGUUCCUAGAGGAAUGUGCGGAAUCGGAAGUCACAGUCGAUGGCUUACCCGGAUGGUGUGUGGCUCUUGAAGACGAUUCCAAACAGAGUGCUCGCGUCGAUUUGCUGGUCUUCGUCGAGGGCGUUCAGGAUACUAUUCACCCGUAUUGUGACCAGUGUCGCUGCAUUGGAUGGAGUCAUCAUCCAGUGUCCAACAAGCGCUACCAUUUCAUUAUUCCUGCUCCAGAUCAUCCCGAACGCUCUAAGAGAGCGAACGGAAUACUAGGUGCCAAGAUAUGCACGAACUGUAAGGAGCCGUUACUAUCAGGCUACCUCGGCUGUCCUUCCUGCGGUGACGAAGCCUUGGCAGCUGGCUUCUUAUACUCUCAAAGUCAUCUGCUCCAUGGAGUUAUUCAUUGUAACGGCUUUGGUCACCUCCUUCGCAUCAAUGGGAGGGAGAAGGGAUCUGAUUCCUCCUCAGGAAGGGAGAUCAUGGACCUUUGGGAUAGAAUGUGUGCAAUGCUGAGAGCCAGGAAAGUCAGUGUCGAGGAUGUGGCGAAGAAAUGUUCCCUGGAGCUUCGUCUACUUCAUGCCGUUAGUUACGGCGAAUCCUGGUAUGGAAGGUGGGGAUACAAAUUCGGACAUGGAAGUUUUGGCAUCACCCAGCAAAUGUACGUGAAGGCUGUCGAAGCUAUACGCGAGAUGCCUUUAAGAGUAAUGGGACAGCACUUCGAGGGCGUCGACCAGGACGUAUUGGGCAUCAUCGCUCUGUAUCAGCGUAUCAGCGGUCAAAUACUGCAGACCGUGGGAGACUUGAUACGUUUCAUGAUGGAGCUCAAAGUGAGAUUACCAGAGCAUCCAGAAACUAAAGGCAUAUCUAAGGCACUGAAAGACAACGACAGAAGAAGCGGAAGCAUGAGCCCAGCAGUUAGCAGUUCUCCACCGACGGAUAUGCCUUCCAGAUGGUCACUGAAACGUUUAGACUUAGCAACACAAGUUAUUGUGGAGGCUCUCAAAAGCUGUGAUCGAAAGUGGAUGCCAAGGCAGGAUGUCCGAGACGCAGCACGAGUGUACAUUGGCGACACAGGCCUUCUGGACUAUGUCCUGAAAUCCUUGGGUGAUCGCGUGGUAGGCAACCACAUUGUACGCAGGGCUGUGAACCCCAUCACCAAAGUUUUGGAAUAUAGUCUCGAGGAUGCGAUUACAGCUGCAGGAGUUGUGAGGGAUCAGUCCAGAUGUCAAGCUCCAGAGACGGCCUGUGAAGUUGGAAGGACCCAAGUUCUUAAAGACAUUGUCUACAUCUACAAGAAUGUCCUAGAAAAUUAUAAACCUGCCAGGACCAGCGGAAUCAAGCACAUGCUGACGGCUAUUCCCACUGCAGCCAGAAUUAUUUUGGACACGAAGCAGUUCAUUAAGGAUUAUCGAGGGGAACUCACCCGCAAGUCAGCUAACAAUGACUGGAACAUGGACGACGAUGAGUUGUUAAGAGUGAUGUGUACUGUCGUUCUCAAUGACGAUGAUCCCAUGCGCAACAGGCCUAGCCCUCCCCCUGAGCUGGUCGUUCUUCCUCCGCAUGCGACUGUUCGGGACCUCAAACUCGAGGCACAGAGGGCGUUCCGAGAGACGUAUUAUAUUAUGCACAGUUUCUGCGUGGAGUCGAUUCCUGAUCUGGUAGGCGACGAUGAAGAUCUUUUAUUUGGAGCUAUUGAGUCUGGUUCUCACGUUCGUAUAGACGGCAUUGGGAUCCAUACUCGUCAUGACUGGCGUUACGAGGGUGGUAUCGAAAGCUGGACAGUUGACUGCCCUUGUGGUACAAAAGAUGACGACGGCGAGCGCAUGAUUGCUUGUGAUGUUUGUGAAGUUUGGCAGCAUACUCGUUGCGGCGGAAUCUCUGACAUGGAUGUAAUUCCUCAACGCUUCCUGUGCCAUCGAUGCAGCGUUAACCUCAAUUUCUAUCACACCAUGCUCUAGAGCGAGUUCCAAAUUCGUAACGAGCUUCGACAGUUAUCUGUCCUUCAUCAUUAGAACCACUUUGAUUGUCCUUUGAAAGAGGCAAAUGUCAAAAGGGACUUAGUUGAAGCGGUUGGACUUCACAGUAGUAAGUCCUACUCGGGAGUUAGUCCCUUUGUCCUACAAGUUACAACAUGUCGUUAAUGCUGUACAUAUAUUUGUACUACUAUAUAUUAUGCCAGUGGCCAGAAAAUUCUGUGAGAUUAAUUCACUUGCGCACUAUUGAGCUUUAUCUCA
This is a messenger RNA of Physcomitrium patens, 2805 nucleotides long. RefSeq names its product PHD finger protein PERSISTENT TAPETAL CELL 1. Lineage: Eukaryota; Viridiplantae; Streptophyta; Bryopsida; Funariales; Funariaceae. The record is from RefSeq and is a predicted model, not a curated record.